AUGGCGGAGUGGGCUGGAAGACGCGAGGACCGACGCGGGCGGAGGAGGGAGAGCGGAGGGGACGGAGGGGACGGGACGGGGAGAAGGGACGGCGCGGCGCGGGGCGGGAUCCGGCGCCGGGGCCUGGGGCCGGGAAGUGGAGGGCGGAGGGCGGGCGGGCGGGCGGCGCGGGGAGCGAGGCGGCGCGGUGGGGGCGGGGGCGGGGGCUCGGCGGAGGGCGGGGGCUCGGGUUACCGCGCGGAGGGAGGGAGGGAGGGAGAGAGGAGGCGGCGCCCCUGCGGCGGUGGCGGGCGGGCGGACGGACCGACCGACGGCCGGGCGAGCGAGCGCAGACGGACGGCGGCCCGCGCGGAGCGCGCCCUGAGCUCCGGCCGAACCGCAGCGGGCGAUGCGCGGCCCCAGGCCCCGCGCGGGCGGGCGCUGCCCCGGGGGCUGACCGCGGCCGCCGGCGUCCCAGCACCGGGCGAGCGAGCCCGCGCCGCGCUGAGGUCAGUGUCCGGCCCGGCCGGCCGCGCCCGCGGGCUCGGCGGCCUCCCCGACAGCGGCGGCGGCGGCGGCGGAGCCGGGGGCUUUGUUCUGAGCCGAGACAAUGGGGGAGGGGGGGCCGGGGCCUGCGGGAGAGGGCGAGCGUGA
Meriones unguiculatus (Mongolian gerbil) is the source of this 633-nucleotide messenger RNA. RefSeq lists its product as uncharacterized. The transcript is spliced from 2 exons. The record is from RefSeq and is a predicted model, not a curated record. The coding region runs from base 1 to 633 and encodes 210 amino acids. Lineage: Eukaryota; Metazoa; Chordata; Mammalia; Rodentia; Muridae.